CUGUCAGGUGACCGCAUGUUUCAGGAAGUCCGUAAAAAUGUAUGCGUUUGAUACAGUUUAGCGGGUUAUUGUAAAGUGUGAGACAGUUUAUAAUUCUGCCACCUGACAUGCAUUUCCACAUGAUUAUCGUCGCCGUCUUUUGGUUUGGUUUUGUAGACUCACGAAAAAUAAGAGGAAUAUCUUCGUCCUACAAGCGGUUCUUCAGGGAGAGGAAGUCUUUUCUGUGCAUCGAUGGCUCCAAGAUCAUCCCCUUUGAGCAGGUGAACGAUGACUACUGUGACUGUGAAGAUGGCUCAGAUGAACCAGGCACCUCCGCCUGUCCUCAGGGCCGAUUCUACUGCACCAACCUGGGUUUUCGCCCACACUACAUUCCGUCCUCGCGGGUCAAUGAUGGCAUCUGUGAUUGCUGCGAUGCUUCAGAUGAAUACAACAGCCACGCUCACUGCCAGAACGCUUGCUGGAAUCUGGGACAGCGAGAGCGAGCAUACGUGGAGGGCCAGAUGAGGACCUUGGACGAGGGUUUGCAGCUCAAGCAGCAACUGAUUGAGGAGGGAGUGCUGCUCUGGAGAGAGAAACAGGCGCAGCUCCGAGAGCUUCAGCAGGUAGCCGAGGACCUGCAGACGAAAUUGGAGGAACGCCGCAGCAGGAAGCAGGAGGCCGACCGGCUCAAAGAGCAGACGCCGAGGCCGCCAGAGGCCGGGGACGGCCGUCUUUUUAGAGGUCAGAACAGCACAGUAACCGGCACUUUCAAGUUACUGGACAGCAAUAAAGAUGGAAGCAUAACGGUGGAUGAAGUCCAGGCUAAAGUGGCACUUGUCCACGAUGAAGAGCGGGUUCUGUCUGAGGAUGAAGCGGUGGCUUUGUUGGGAGGAGACCAUCAGAUGGAUCUAACCACGUUUCAGCACACACUCUGGGACAUCCUGACAAACGGAGGCCGUGUCAAGAUCAAAGACACACAUGGUGCACCAGGCGUGGGUGAAGAUCCUCCCUUAAAGGUAGCGGACAGAGAGUGGGAGGCCACCAAUCUGAAGAAAGUGGAGGAGGCCUACGACACCGUCAACAUGGAAAUAAGUGAUCUCCGGGAAAAGCUGGCUAUUGACUACGGACCAGAUUGGGAGUUUCUGUUUCUGAACAGCCAGUGUUACAAGCUAAAAGUAUAUGAGUAUACUUAUACCCUGUGCCCGUUCAAUCAAGUCACACAACAGAGCACCGCGGGAACGGAGGUCUCAUUGGGGAGGUGGGGGAUGUGGGAAGGACCACCGAAGAACCAGUACGGUCGGAUGGUGUAUGAGAAUGGAGAACCCUGCUGGCAGGGAGGCUCACGCAGUACCACAGUCACGCUGACAUGCGGAACAGAGACAGCCUUGCGAUCGGUGAAGGAGCCCAGCAAAUGCCAGUACAUCAUGGACUUUCAGACUCCCGUGGCCUGUCAGCCGGUGCUGAAGCAGCGGGGCAUACACAGUGAACUGUGACCCCUUCCCUUACUCGCCCGGUCUAGAUUAAUUUAGCCCCCCCUGGCUAGCCUCCGGUGACAGGCGGAGGUCCUGAGGGUCCCCUCUGACAUCUGUGUUGUCAGAACAUAUAUACUUCCAAGCAAGUCUUGCUAAGGUCAGAAUCUGCUUUUCAAUAACACUGCACCUAGACCACUUAGUUUUCCUGAAAUGUUACAGUAUUCCGUUUGUAUACUGCAUUGUUUAGUAUUUUUGAAUCUGCACUUCAUACCUCAUAUGGUUUACCUUCCACUGUUACUAAAAACACAUGAAUAGGUUAACAAUUUCAUUCAUUAUGGUAAACAUGAGCAUUGAUUCAAAAUAUAUGGAUAGUCCUCCAUAUGUAGAUAUGUGUUUAACCCAGAGCUGAAAGUAGUCUUGUGUUUGAGUAGAAUUUGUUAAAACCACAGUGCCCCGCUGUUCUACGGAAUUAUUCGGUCUGUUAAGAAACCAACUAUAAUCUAUUUUUAACCAGUUAUAACUGCAUUAUUUAAUCACCUUGAAGAAAGAAUAUGCUGGGGUCCGAGCACCGCCAACGGGGUCAAGUGUUGGUGGUAAAACAACACACUGUUUGCUUUGGUUCUUUCAAGUGUUUUGUUGACAAAGGAAAACAUACCAUUCUCACUGUAUUACAUAUCAGUAUAUUCACAAUGAACACUGGACAUUAGAAUGUGUAAAGGACAUUGCAACCGCUGUAUCGAAAAAUUAUCCAUGAGCACAAAUAAAACCACAUACUUUACCAUA
This is a messenger RNA of Gasterosteus aculeatus aculeatus (three-spined stickleback), 2234 nucleotides long. RefSeq names its product glucosidase 2 subunit beta. The record is from RefSeq and is a predicted model, not a curated record. Gene Ontology annotation, molecular function: protein binding; calcium ion binding. Gene Ontology annotation, cellular component: glucosidase II complex. Lineage: Eukaryota; Metazoa; Chordata; Actinopteri; Perciformes; Gasterosteidae. Gene Ontology annotation, biological process: N-glycan processing; liver development.